AUGUACGUGAGCUACCUAUUGGAUAAGGACAUGAGCAUGUACCCCAGCUCCGUGCGCCAUUCUGGCGGGCUCAAUUUGGCGCCGCAGAACUUCGUCAGUCCCCCGCAGUACCCGGACUACGGAGGUUACCACGUGGCGGCUGCGAACUUGGACAGCGCCCAGUCCCCGGGUCCCUCUUGGCCCUCUCCUUACGGCGCUCCUCUCCGGGAGGACUGGAAUGGCUAUGCUCCCGGAGCCACCGCUACAGCCAAUUCAGUGGCGCACGGUCUCAAUGGAGGUUCCCCUGCCGCAGCUAUGGGAUACAGCAGUCCGGCCGAUUACCACUCACAUCACCACCCGCACCACCACCCUCACCAUCCAGGCACUGCACCCUCCUGCGCCUCGGGGCUACUGCAGACACUCAACUCCGGGCCGCCGGUGGCCACUGCAGCUGAACAGCUCUCUCCGGGCGGUCAGCGGCGCAACCUGUGUGAGUGGAUGCGGAAACCGACGCAGCCCUCCCUGGGCGGCCAGGUUAAAACCAGGACGAAAGACAAAUACCGAGUCGUGUACACUGACCACCAGCGAUUGGAGCUGGAGAAAGAGUUUCACUAUAGUCGGUACAUCACCAUCAGGAGGAAAGCAGAGCUGGCUGCCACAUUGGGACUAUCUGAAAGACAGGUUAAAAUUUGGUUUCAAAAUCGAAGAGCCAAGGAAAGGAAAAUUAACAAGAAGAAAUUGCAGCAGCAGCAACAGCAGCAGCCACCUCCACCUCAGUCACAAGCUCAACCUGGUGCUUUGAGAAGUGGCCCAGAGCCACUAAGUCCAGUAGCCUCUCUGCAAGGCUCAGCCCCAGGGUCUGUCCCUGGAGUUCUUGGGCCUGCUGGAGGAGUGUUGGCCCCCACCAUCACACAGUGA
Messenger RNA from Sarcophilus harrisii (Tasmanian devil), 897 nucleotides. It is a transcript of the gene CDX2, whose product is annotated as caudal type homeobox 2. The coding region runs from base 1 to 897 and encodes 298 amino acids. NCBI's taxonomy places the organism in Eukaryota, Metazoa, Chordata, Mammalia, Dasyuromorphia, Dasyuridae. The record is from RefSeq and is a predicted model, not a curated record. The transcript has 3 exons. Gene Ontology annotation, cellular component: nucleus. Gene Ontology annotation, biological process: embryo development; cell differentiation; animal organ morphogenesis. Gene Ontology annotation, molecular function: DNA-binding transcription factor activity, RNA polymerase II-specific; RNA polymerase II transcription regulatory region sequence-specific DNA binding.